AUGUCGCGGGAAAUUGUAAACAUUCAAGCUGGGCAGGCAGGAAACCAAGUUGGAGAGGCCUUUUGGAGGAUGCUCUUAGCGGAGCAUGGCCUCGACGAUGCUGGGAUGUACAAAGGCAAUGAUCCUCAACAGAUUGCACGAGCAGGCGUAUACUUUACACAAGUGGACUCUAGCGGACCUACCAAGUACGUUCCGCGAAGUGUUCAGGUGGAUCUCGAAUCCGGGGUCUGCAAUCGCCUUCGUUCGGGGCCGCUGGGUCAGCUAUUUCGUCCAGAUACGUACUUCACUAGCGACUCAGGGGCUGGAAAUAACUGGGCGAAAGGAUAUUACACCGAAGGGGCCGAAUUGAUUGACGGCAUCUUGGAUAUUGUUCGAAGACAGUGCGAGGCUACAGAGGCAUUGCAAGGAUUCCAGAUGAUCCACUCACUCGGAGGUGGUACUGGCGCUGGUCUGGGUUCUUUGCUUCUGUCCAAGCUGCGGGAGGAAUAUCCUGAUCGAAUGCUUUCUACGUUCUCGAUUCUGCCUGCACCCAAUGUCUCUGAGACUGUUGUUGAACCAUAUAAUUCUCUUCUUUCUAUACAUCAACUGGUCGAUAAUUGCGAUCUUACUAUUUGUAUCGACAACGAGGCCUUGUAUGACAUAGCCGUCCGCACUCUUAAAAUCAAAAGUCCUGGAUACAAAGAUCUGAACCAACUCAUAGCCAAGGUCAUGUGUGGUGUCAGCACGAGUCUAAGGUUUCCUGGUCAGCUCAACGGUGACCUUCGAAAGCUUGGGAUGAACCUUGUUCCCUUCCCUCGGCUACAUUUUCUGAUGCCGAGUUUCGCUCCAUUCUACGAUCCAAAAGCUCGAACUUUCCAGAGACUCUCUGUAUCAGAACUCACCUCAUCGCUGUUUGACAAAAAGAAUCUCCUGGUUGCUUCGGAUCCUCGAUUUGGUCGAUACCUGACUGCUGCUUGCAUCUUCCGAGGCAAGGUGUCAUCACAUGAGGCAGAGAACUCUGUUAUGCAACUGCAACGCAAGAAUUCGAAUCUAUUUGUGGAGUGGAUCCCGGAUAACGUUUCCGUUUCGCUUUGCUCUGUGCCCCCCGUGGGUCAACCUCAGGCAGCGGUAGCCCUUGCAAAUUCAACGUGUAUGCAGGAACUCUUCAAGCGUAACCUUGACCAGUUUGCUCUUAUGUUCAAGCGCCGCGCAUUCUUGCACUGGUACACUGGGGAGGGCAUGGAUGUGAUGGAGUUCACAGAGGCGGAGAGCAACACUCAGGAUCUGAUAUCAGAGUAUCAACAGUAUCAGGAAGCUACAGUAGAAGAGGAAGAAGCUGACAUCGAGGGCGAGCAAUAA
Molecule: messenger RNA, 1338 nt
Organism: Suillus bovinus
Lineage: Eukaryota; Fungi; Basidiomycota; Agaricomycetes; Boletales; Suillaceae
Product: beta-tubulin 2
Exons: 22
Coding region: 1-1338 (445 amino acids)
Biological process (GO): mitotic cell cycle; microtubule cytoskeleton organization
Cellular component (GO): microtubule; cytoplasm
Molecular function (GO): structural constituent of cytoskeleton; GTP binding; GTPase activity
Source: RefSeq, a predicted model, not a curated record